Molecule: messenger RNA, 2998 nt
Organism: Cladocopium goreaui
Lineage: Eukaryota; Dinophyceae; Suessiales; Symbiodiniaceae
Source: the annotation of a GenBank genome assembly
GGUCUGAUGCGCGCCGACCAGUGCUGCCGGAGACAGGGAAGGCUGCAAAUGCAACUCUGACUCUGCAAUGCCGCGAAGAGUUGUGGUCAGAAGUAGCUCAGAGCGGAGCAGAAGCAAAAGCCGCAGCAAAAGCCGCAGCAAAAGCCGCAGCAAAAGCCGCAGCAAGAGCAGCAGCAGCAAAAGCCGACGGAGGAGCAGCAGCAGCAAAAGUCGAAGCAAAAGUCGAAGCAAAAGUCGAAGACGAAGCAGUUCCAGUAGCAGAAGCUGCAGGAGAAGCAGCCGACGCAGCCGCCGGAGCCGCGACCGUCGCGGAGGCCGACGCCGUCGCGAUGAUAGCCGCCGGCGACGCCGGCGGCGCGACAAGAGCCAAGGUAGCGCGGCUGGAGGCUCCGAGGCUUUUCCGGCCAGCGCAUUCGCGGGAUAUGGAUGGGGUGGGAGCUACCGAAACUGGGCGGCAUGGUCUUCAGGGGAUGCUUCGAACUCUUACUAUCAGUAUCAUUCCGCAUACCCAAACUAUUAUUCUCAACGUGACUACGCCACGGAAAAGCCGGAGAACUACAUGGCGUUUGUCCAACAGCAUGUGAGGGAAGGUGCCCACGGUCCAGAGGUGACCCUGAGCAACAACAUGUGUCAGGAUCGGCAUGUGGAAGACCUACUUCUUUGCAUCGAGUCCUGGUUGCUGCGGAAGUAUGGGGCAAGCAAUGUGCAGCCCUGGCAAAUUGGCAGCUUAGACCUCUCAAAGAAUGACCUCUCUGACGAGAGCGUGGCCCGCAUCGUCGAGCGGUUACGGCAGCUGUCCGUGCGAGUUCAUUCCUUGGAUUUGAGCUCCAACAAAGCUGGCAACAAAGGUCUUAGUGCGCUCGAGGCAUACGUUUGGAACUGCUCUGAGCCUUUUCACGAAAUCUCCUUGGCGGACAAUGAGAUCACGGUCGAGGCCAAUGCCGACGACAACGUGGUCUCGUCCUUCCUGCGAUGCCUCUACAACCAUCCCUCGUAUCCGCGGAAGUCAAGCUCCGACUCGACGGUGAUGCUUCAUCCUCUGGUGCUUUGCUUAAGUGGAAACAAGAUAGCAGAUUUGUCCCGCCUGCAGAAGGACAUUCAAAAGAAGGUGGGCCAGAAAGCCCGCUUCUGCUCUUCCGCAGAGGCAUACAAAGCCGAUGGAGAAGAGUUUCUGUCCGUAUACUUGGCAGAGCAUUUGCAGGCCAAAGGUGAAAAGGUGACGGUGAAGGAUUCAAAGGAGUCCAAGGAGGAAGGCGAUUCAGCUUGGCAGAGGAGGAAGAAGCGACGUCAAGAAGCUGAGAUUGCCACGGUGGAGGACGACAGUGAAGAGGAGGUUGCCACUGAGAUAGUCAGUGAGGGGGAGGAAGAGGAGGACAAGGAGAUUGAUGAGGAAGAGCCGAAAAAGAGCAAAAAGUCAAAGGACUCCAAGACAAAAUCAAAGAAGAAGUCCAAGAAGGAGAAUGGAAAAGCCAAGAAAAAGAAGAAACGAAAAAGUAAAAAGAAGUCCGAAGAGCCCGAGGAGAACGGGGAUGCGUCAGAAGAUCAGGAGGACACAUUUGUGAAGAAUGAGGAUUCCACGGAAGCUGCCGCGCCCAAUGAAGAUGGAGAGCAGCUGGGUGAGUUCGGUCCAUUGGUGCAAAAGUUUACUCCGGAGGACCAAGCGCGUUUGAAGCAGGACACAGAGCAAAAACUGAGGCUUAUGGAGGGCUUGUUGACAAGCAUUGGUGACAGUGCCCUCGUGAAACUAGCGGAGUUGACAGUGCGCUUGCUCAUGAGCGGGAAAAUGCCCAAUGAGAUGCUUUCUGAACUGAAGCCAUUCGUGGGCAAGCAGAAAGCUUCCGAACUCACCGCCUGGGUGGAGACCUAUUGCAAAUCUGAUUGGCUGAAAGAGAAACUGAGUGAAGCGCCUGAAAGUGAUGAGAAAAGUGCUACCGGGGCGAUUCAGAAGCUGUGCUCGUGGAUCAUCCAGUUUCGCAUGCAGCACCGGCCUACCAUGUUGGCACACCACCUCCAAAUUUUAGGUCCCUACAAAGACUGGGUUGACCAGGGUCAUGGUGACUUAAGUGCCAUGGCUAGAUCCAAGAGCCUGUGGGACAGCGAGCUAGUGGCCAGUGUGGCUUUCCGGCCUCAACGCUGUCGGCCUUCCAAAGGUCCUUGGAUCGAUUCCACCUUUGAGGCCAAGGAUGUGAAUUUGGCGUAUCGGCUGUACAAGUCCUCUGCUUCCAUCAAGGCUUUGCUGAUCUACUUCCACGCCAACGCUGAGCUGUGCACAGAUCUGGAGGGUGACGUCCAGAAAUUUUUCGAUUGUGGCUUUGGUGCCAUACUUUGCCCGGAGUUCCGUGGCUACGCCUGGAGUGAAGGGACGCCGAGUCUGAGAUUUCUAUAUCCAGACUGUGAAUGUUUGAUGAAGGCAUUGCCCCAAAUCUUGGCGGCUGCGGAGAUUGAGGCCGAUGUGCCCAUCGUUCUGCAUGGCCGGAGUUUGGGAACUGCUUGUGCCAUUCAUCUGGCCUGCAUGGCUCCAUCUGCUGGAGGCCUCAUCAUCGAGUCUGGCGUCAUGGAGCUAUUGAAGCUGCCUAUGGUCAUGCAAUUUGCCAUGAUGAUGCCGCAGCUCCUUCAGGCCUUGAAACAAGAGCCAUCUCCCCUGAAGCCUUUGGAGGAACUCAAGGAGGUGAAGAUUCCCACUCUUGUAAUUCAUGGAGAUUUGGAUGAGAUGAGCCCCAUUGAGCAAGCUCUGGCAGCCCAUCGAGCAUGUGGAAGUAGCGAGAAGAAACUUGUACGGUACCCCCGAGCGGGUCAUAACGACCUGCGACUGCUCGGGAAGAAGGACUACUUCCGUGAAGUCCAGAUGUUGUGCGAACGCGUUGUGUCCGGCACUCCACAGGUGGUUCAAGCCCCAGAAGCUCAAGGAUGGCUGACAUCAGCUUUCAAGUGCCUGCCGGGCAUGCGUCGUUGCUUUGCGAACUCCGCGGAGGAUGUGAAUGCCGAGACGCCACGAUGA